Molecule: messenger RNA, 1424 nt
Organism: Corylus avellana
Lineage: Eukaryota; Viridiplantae; Streptophyta; Magnoliopsida; Fagales; Betulaceae
Source: RefSeq, a predicted model, not a curated record
CCAAAAACCGGAUAAGAAAUUAGAUUAAACGGUUUCCUUUCAAUCUUUUCUCUUCUACUUCCCCAGUAAGCUUGUGGGAAACAAAUGAGUUUUCAUGGAUAAGUAUAAUUAUAUGUGAAAGCAAAAGAAUUGAUAUCUUUUUUUCCCCCCACACACAACUAAGAUCCCCUCUCUUUUUCCUACCUUCCCAAGCAAACUAGUUGCUAAAACAACCAAAUCUCCCGUUCUAUCCUUUCAUCCCCUCCACCUUUCCAAGACAUAUAAGCUGGAAACAACUAAGAAUUUGUAACUAGAUUUCUACCCUUUCACCUAACUACACUCUCUCCCGGCCUCAAUAAAAACCCUCUCCUCCAGCCCAUACAUAUCAAGCACCAUUUGAAAAUUUCUCAAGCACAAACACCGCCACUCACACAAAAUAACAUUACAAACAUGACCAAACAGGCAGUGGUCUUCUCCCUCUCAAUUCUACUUGUAUUUCUCUUCCAUUGCAUUACAACUACAGCCCAGCCAGCCGCGGCUCCUGCCAAGCCCGCCGAUGCCCCGACCCAGCCUGCCAGUCCCCCAGCCCAGCCUGCCAAGGCCCCAGCCCAGCCAGCCAAGAUACCAGUGCAGACUGGUCCCACCGACAUUACCAAAAUCCUCAAAAAGGCCGGUGGGUACUCGGUGUUUAUCCGCCUCUUAAAGAGCACAGGCGUUGCUGGGCAACUAUUCGGGCAGCUCAACGAUUCAAGCAUUGGGUUUACCAUAUUUGCUCCUACUGAUUCGGCAUUCUCAAACCUCAAAGCGGGUACUCUAAACUCUUUGUCUGACCUACAAAAGACCCAACUAAUACAAUUUCAUAUCUUAAACACCGUUGUUACUCUCACAAACUUUCAAACCUUGAGCAAUCCAGUGCCGACAGAAGCCGGAGAUGUCAGCAACAAUGAGUUUCCACUGAACAUUACCACAGAUGGAAACCAAGUUAACAUCUCCACUGGCCUUGUGAACGCCACUGUGGGCGGUACAGUAUAUUCGGAUGACCAGCUUGCUAUUUAUCAGGUGAGCAAAGUACUUCUUCCACUAGACAUUUUUGCUCCCAAGCCUAAAGUAGCAGCGGCACCAGUGUCGUCAAAGCCCAAGACAAAUGAGGGUGCUGCGGAGAGUCCAUCUGGUGCUUCUAAAGUGGAUGAGGCUGCUGCAGUGAGAGACUGCAGGCAUGAAAUGUUGGCAUCCAUUGGAGUUGCUGUUGUUGCAUUCUUUGUGAUGAAAGGAACUUAAUGGAUUGGAUUAUAUGUGCCAGUGCUCUGGCGGGCUUCUGUUGUCUAGUGCCGCAAGAUUUACUGAGUUGGGUUCAAUGGUCGUGAUCAACCAUCUUUCCUUGUCCCAUCUAUCUGUAUUUUCUUUUCUUUUUCAUUUUUGCCAAGCUUGUCAAUGUUAAAGGUAGA